Molecule: messenger RNA, 10065 nt
Organism: Corythoichthys intestinalis (scribbled pipefish)
Lineage: Eukaryota; Metazoa; Chordata; Actinopteri; Syngnathiformes; Syngnathidae
Gene: nlgn2a
Product: neuroligin 2a
Exons: 9
Coding region: 869-3337 (822 amino acids)
Biological process (GO): chemical synaptic transmission; synaptic vesicle endocytosis; modulation of chemical synaptic transmission
Cellular component (GO): plasma membrane; synapse; cell surface
Molecular function (GO): signaling receptor activity; neurexin family protein binding
Source: RefSeq, a predicted model, not a curated record
UGCCGGCGAAGACGCGCACUCGACGGGGGCGCGCGCCGAGGCGGCUCACCUCAUUGGCAGACGAGGCGCACCGUCAAACUGCAACCGAACGUGUCGGAACCGGUCCUUAGAUAGAUAUUUUGGCCGCCCGAUUGAAGAUUCGUCGACGACGACGCGGAGGGCGAACGUAGCCGAGCUUCAAUCGCAGGUGAAUGCUCGGCGAUGUCGUGUCUGCAGACGCAGACGCGUCCACGCUGCUCGGAGGUUCUGUCGUGGCUUUACCGGGCCUCGAAUCGUGCCCAUAGUGGAUCCGACUGCUAAACGAUGAGCGACAGGAGAAGACGAAGGCCGGUCAUCAACGGAUGCGGCAUGUACUGCUUUAGAGCCUCCUGCUGAUUGUCCCCGUAUCUGUAUUUUUUAAAGACACAUUAAUACGUUUGUGUGUCAUUGGUUCGGCUCAAAUAGGGAAGUACUGUUGCCGUCUUUUUUGGCGGAUCCAUUUUUCAUUUUUUAAAAUCUAUUUUAUUCAUUUUUUUUUUUUGUAGUCACGUUUUUAGACUGCUGCUUGAAUGGGCUUUUUUGGCAAGGGGAGGACACAAUCCUUGGAGACAAGAAAGGGAACCUGGCUAACCACCAGCACCUGGGCAUCCCAAAUUAACAGAUGCGUCGAUGGCGUCAUCGGGUCAGGACAAGACGGGAUAGGACUCAAAGGGAUGGAACGUAACAGAACCAUGGCUGGGGAAGCGAUUGUGACGGCCUUGGCUCGUAUUCAGCACUGACCUGUAGUCCUGCCACCCCAGAGGCCCCCAAGUACCCCCACUCAUGACCCGCUCGUCGAUCUAACUAUUCACCUUUGGACUCUUAUUUUUCAAUUAUUCCAUUAGCAGCCAUGCACCUUUUUCUACCGGCAACUGAACGAAAAACGCAACGGUCUUUGAUGGCAGACUGGUGCGUGCAGUUGAGCCUCACCCUCCUCUUAAAUGUGGUCGCCAGUCAAAAAGCGGAACCUUCCAAGCACCCCGUCGUCACCACCAACUACGGCAAGCUCCGAGGAAUCAAGAAGGACCUAAACAACGAGAUUCUCGGUCCUGUGGAGCAAUACCUGGGCGUGCCUUACGCCACCGCGCCCAUCGGCGACCGCCGCUUUCAGCCGCCCGAAGCCCCGGGCUCGUGGCAGGAGAUCCGCAACGCCACCCACUUUGCCCCCGUGUGUCCGCAAAAUGUGCACGGGGUGCUGCCCGAGAUCAUGCUGCCCGUUUGGUUCACAGACAACCUGGACGUAGCGGCCGGGUACAUUCAGAACCAGAGCGAGGACUGCCUCUAUCUCAAUGUCUACGUGCCCACGGAGGAUGGUCCGCUCACAAAAAAACACGAUGAAUCUGCAGCCAACAAGCCCCGAGACGAAGAUAUCCGCGACCGCAGGAAGAAGCCAGUGAUGCUGUUCAUUCACGGAGGCUCGUACAUGGAAGGCACCGGAAACAUGUUCGACGCCAGCGUCCUGGCGGCUUACGGCAACGUCAUCGUGGUGACCAUGAAUUAUCGUCUGGGUGUCCUGGGUUUCCUCAGCACCGGCGAUCAAUCGGCCAAGGGGAACUACGGCCUCCUGGACCAGAUUCAGGCGCUUCGCUGGCUCAACGAGAACAUCGGUCACUUUGGCGGAGACCCUGAGAGGAUUACUAUCUUUGGAUCGGGAGCCGGGGCGUCCUGCGUCAACCUCCUCAUCCUCUCGCACCACUCGGAGGGUCUCUUCCACAGGGCAAUUGCCCAAAGUGGAACCGCCAUCUCCAGCUGGUCCGUCAACUACCAGCCCCUCAAAUACACCAAGAUCCUGGCUCGCAAGGUGGGCUGCACCUACAGCGAGACCGCCGAUCUGGUGGACUGCCUGAGGCGCAAGAACUUCAGGGAGCUGGUGGACCAGGACAUCCAGCCGGCUCGCUACCACAUCGCGUUUGGACCCGUCGUGGACGGUGACGUGGUGCCCGACGAUCCCGAGAUCCUCAUGCAGCAGGGGGAGUUCCUUAACUACGACAUGCUAAUUGGUGUCAAUCAAGGAGAGGGGAUGAAAUUUGUCGACGAUAGUGAGGACAACGAAGGCAUCUCAGCCGCAGCGUUUGACUACACCAUCUCCAACUUUGUCGACAACCUCUACGGGUACCCCGAGGGUAAAGACAUCCUAAGGGAGACCAUCAAGUUCAUGUACACGGAUUGGGCGGAUAGGGACAACGGCGACAUGCGGCGCAAGACCUUGCUCGCUCUGUUUACAGACCACCAGUGGGUGGCGCCGGCGGUGGCCACCGCCAAACUCCACGCCGAGUUCCAGUCGCCUGUUUACUUUUAUACCUUCUACCACCACUGCCAGACGGAGACGCGGCCCGAGUGGGCCGACGCGGCCCACGGAGAUGAGAUACCCUAUGUUUUCGGGGUGCCCAUGAUCGGUGCCACGGACUUGUUCCCGUGCAACUUCUCCAAAAACGACGUGAUGCUCAGCGCCGUUGUCAUGACCUACUGGACCAACUUUGCCAAGACUGGGGAUCCCAACUUGCCAGUCCCCCAGGACACCAAAUUCAUUCACACCAAACCCAACCGAUUUGAAGAAGUUAUCUGGACCAAGUUCAACUCCAAGGACAAGCAGUACCUCCACAUCGGCUUGAAACCUCGCGUCAGAGACAACUACAGGGCCAACAAGGUGGCCUUCUGGUUGGAGUUGGUUCCCCAUCUCCAUAAUAUCCACGACGAGUUCUUUUCCACCACCACUCGUUCACCCCCCGGUCCGGGCCCCGGCACCCCCAGGACCAGAACUACGGGCUCCCGCACCACCCAUCGCCCUUACCCCACCUUUUCUUACGACCCCGAGCCCGACGGUUCGGAGCGUCCGCCUCGCGUUCUUUUCCCGGGCGACACGCGCGACUACUCCACGGAGCUGAGCGUGACCGUCGCCGUGGGGGCGUCCCUGCUGUUCCUCAACAUCCUGGCCUUCGCCGCCCUCUACUACAAGCGCGACAAGAGGCACGAGAUGCGACGUCACCGUCUCUCUCCCCAGCGGGGCGGCCCCGCCAACGACCUGGCUCACAGUCAGGAGGAGGAGAUCAUGUCCCUGCAAAUGAAGCAUUCCGAGCACGACGCUCAUCACGAUAUGGAACCGCUGCGGCCCCACGACAUCCUGCGGCCCGCCUGCCCGCCAGACUACACGCUGGCGCUGCGCCGGGCCCCGGACGACGUGCCUCUGAUGACGCCCAACACCAUCACCAUGAUCCCCAGCACCAUCACGAGCAUGCAGCCCCUUCAUGCCUUUAACACCUUUCCCACCACGGGCCACAACAACACUCUGCCCCACCCCCACUCCACCACUCGAGUAUAGUAGUGGCUGAGCCGUCACCAAAGCACCGCUAGCCCGACUGGCUGUGCUUCUAACCACCGUCCAAGAGGAGCCUCUGGAUGUGUGGUGUAGUGACUCUGUCCACCACCUCCGUAUUGUGCUGCCGAGCACAUUCGCGCGCGUGUGAGUAGAAACUGAGCUGUACGUUCGGGAGAAACGACUAUUUUCAACAAAAUGUCGGGAUGUUUUUCCGAGCAGCCACUUGCCAUUUACUGAAGGGACCUCUCGCCUUUUUAGUAUGACGGUGCCACCUUGUUUCAUUCCCUGAUGUGUCAUUCUCUUUUCUACAUCCCUGCUUUCCCAGCAGGGCCGAGAAGCAAAAGUGGUAUUGGCCAUGGGGCAAAAUGGAAUUUGCCAUGUGGCAAAAUGGAUUUCGCCAAGUGGCAAAAUGGAUUUUGCCAUGUGGAAUUUUUUUGCCAAGUGACAAAAUGGAUUUUUCCAUGUGGCAUUUUUUCCCGAUGUGUCAAAAUGGAUUUUGCCAUGUGGCAUUUUUUUGCCAUGUGGCAAACUUUUUUGGCCAAAAAUGCCACAUGGCAAAAAUAAUGCCACAUGGCAAAGAAAAAAGCAGUACCUCCUCAUCGCACCACGGUGUGGCACUUUUUUUUGUUUGCCAUGUGUCAAAAAUGCUACAUGGUAAAAAAUACCACAUGGCAACAUCCAUUUUGCCACAUGGCAAAAAAAAAAAAAAAAGCCACAUGGCAAAGACAAAAUGCCAUUUUUUGCAAUGUAGCAAACUUUUUUGGCCACGUGUCAAAAAUGCCACAUGGCAAAAAAGAAAAUGCCACAUGGCAAAGAAUAAAGCAGUACCUCCACAUCAGACCACGGUGUGGCAAACUUUUUUUGCCAUGUGGCAUUUUUGCCACAUGGCAACAUCCAUUUUGCCACCUGGCAAAAAAAAAAGCCACAUGGCAAAGAAAAAAAAUGCCAUUUUUGCCAUGUAGCAAACUUUUUUGGCCACGUGUCAAAAAUGCCACAUGGCAAAAAAGAAAAUGCCACAUGGCAAAGAAUAAAGCAGUACCUCCACAUCAGACCACGGUGUGGCAAACUUUUUUUGCCAUGUGGCAAAAAAGGCCACAUGGCAAAAAAAAAAAAAGCCACAUGGCAAAGAAAAAAUGCCAUUUCUUGCCAUGUGUCAAACUUUUUUGGCCAUGUGUCAAAAAAUGUCACGUGGCAAAAAAAAUGCAACAUGGCAAAACCCAUUUUGCCACAUGGGAAAUAACACUAUUGGUUCUCGCUGUUUCUUCGCUUUCCCCCGACUCCUUUUCCAGCGUUGAUCAAGGCAGGUGUUAAAAUUAAAAAAAAAAAAAAUCUAUGUUAAACGUUCAUUCAACCAGCAUUCUCGGUGCCAAGUUAGUGUUUGCGAUCCCACAAAGGGCAAAAAUGCUCAAGCAAAAGGGAGUAUUUAUUGUCCACUAACAAAUGUGUUCUCAUGACAAAGUGCCAAACUGGCCCUUGAUUGUGCUUUUGUUUUUAUUCACUGCUCGUCUCGUUUGUUUAGUUGUUUUUUUUUUUUUCAUGUGUAACUGCAUUUUGUUUUGUUGAAGAUAUAGAUAUAGAGAGUAUAAUUAUAUAAAAAUACUAUAUAGUUGUAUAUGUGUACAAAGGAGAAAGUCUAUAAUUGGGUAUUUUACAGUAGGGGGAUCUAUGCAUGAAUUCUUUUCAAAGGAGGCUCACGGGGAGGGGAGGGGAGGGGAGGGGGGCAUUGUUUCCACACAUUUUCCCAAGACGGACAAAAGUGCAUCCGUUCAGGAAAACGCAAAAGAAAACAUCUGUGAACCUGGUCUUCAUCGCGCUCAUCUUCCACGUGGAUAUUCAGACAACCUCCCGGUCUUCACAAGAUACCAAAGCUGUGCUUGUGACUCAUUUUUCGAUCCGUCGUUUGUUUCAAGUGGACUCGGCCCAAAGAAUGCCUGUCACAUUUCCCACUUGUUUUCAUGACGAUUCGGCUCUUUUAUUUCUGUCCUCGCGUUCAAGAAUCAAGUUCAAUGCCGACACUGAGCACAUACGGGAACGACGGGACAGGUGGGAUGCAGGGUACUUGAGAUCUUUAAAGCGGCAAAAAUCCCGACGGUGCCCGUUUCUUUCGUUGUGGCCGCUCGUGCGCUCGCUUUUAGUCUGUUCGUUUGAUUUCUUUCUCGUGUUACGGUCCACGAAUGCGAGCAAAGGUGGCAGAGUCCACCGACUCAUUGAGCCCUUGGUCUUUGCAAGUGGUGAGACACGUGCACAAAACUCAAAACUGAGAAGAUGAUGAGCGGGUAAAGAGACUUUGGAGAAAGCCUUAAAUUAAAAUGAGGACGUUUCAAGGCAUGGCCAGCUUUGUAUCUUCUAUGUUUGUCGAGAUGAAACCUUUGCUAUUCUGUCCUCUGGAGGAUAUCCGUUCCAUGCUUUUGUAUCCUUGUUAGGUCAAUGAGAGGGGCAUGAGGCCAAUGCGUUGGAAGCAGAUUACCGUAACCACUGCACUUCUUGUCUAUUUUAUAAACUGCCACUGGAAGAUGAUAUGCUGCGUGCAAGGACAACUGAAGGAAGACACACACAAUACCGCAAAAGAAUAAAGUGUACAUUUUGAAGUGUAAACAUAAAACUGAUAAAAUAUUUGUAAAUAUUCAGUUUCCUGAUAGUUUGAGGUUUUUUUUUUUGGGAAGUGAUGGGGAAAAAAUGCUCAAAUUUUGUGACGACCGACGACAACAGGUGCAUUUUGCAAGAAAGGGAAGCUGUCUUGUCCUGAUUUCACAAAUGUAGCAUGGAGUCACUGUAGCAAAAAUUCAUCAAGUAAAGUUCUGUGCUAGCAGUAAUAUAUAUGUAACAAGUCUGCAUGGAGCUGCGCAGCACGAUGCAAUCCGUCCCGAACUGGACGAGGGGAACGGAUCACGCCGUGCGGCCGGGCUUACAUAUACAGUGGUACCUCUACUUACGAACUUAACGAAGGAAUUUGCCCCCCGCCCGCCAAGCUGCGGAAACAUUGCCAGCUGAACGAAAUGCUGUUCCGCUGGCACUGCUCCCGCAAGCCAACCGGUGGGGGCCAAACUUCCGCACGUUCACUCCCAUGUUCACCCUCUGUACUGACUCCAUGUUCCAAAAGUUUGAAGAAGGCUCACCGAAAACAGGUUGACCAUUUAUUCGUUGACACUGGUCAAAAACAAGGCAAAAACAGGAGGGACCCUACUGGAUCCAGGGUCGGCAAACAAGGCUACAGAGAAAUGUUCCCGAGCAGAUACCGUGUCAUCUAAAUGUUCAGUUCUUUUUGAAAGCUGCGGUGGAGUGGGCCGGGCCGAAGGCGUGGCUGGGUGUUGUCUUGGGAUCAUUCCUCUGUAGCAGGUCAGGUUCGUGCGUCAUCCUUGGUGGCUGGGACGUGGUUGCCACGGCGACCGACGCAGGUCUUCACGUCCAAGGCGCCCGCGCUAUCAAUUUUUUAUCCUGGUUGGGCAGCCGAUACUACUUGUUUUAGGACUGAGCGCCCUGCUCUUUGUCCUGGAGUGCCCGGGAGAACUAAUUGCAAGAGUUGGUGCGUCAAUCUUGCACGUGACACGUUGGGCUUCUGUUAUAUGAUGGCGUUGUGUAUCUUUUAUACCCUCUAUUCUGCUUUUCAUUAAACUAUAGUCUAAGUGCUAUUUAUUUUAUAUUAGGUGUGUUAGAGUAAUACAAACAGUCCUACAGUAAAUAUGAGAAAUGAUACUAUUCCCUGAUUGAUUAUAUUACGUGUGUUAGAGUAAUGCAAACAGUUAUGUUGUGUGCAAGAAAGGUAACUAUUCCCUUCAUUAUUGGUUUCGUAACUUGAAAAUUCGGAUGGCUAAGGACCCCUCCUUUAGCUGCCACCCAACAUCCUAUGCACCUGACCUUCUUGGCCCCUCUCACAAGUGGUGAGCACAUGGGAAGGACUCUGCAUCGGUCCGUCGUGGUGAAGAGGGAGCUGAGCCGAAAGCCUAAGCUUUCUAUUUACAUUCCUACCCUCACCUAUGGGCUGUGGGUCGUGAUCGAGGACACAAGCGGCCAAAAUGAGUUUCCUCCGUUGACUGUCCGGGCUCUCCCUUAGAGAUAAGGUGAGAAGUUCGGUCAUCCGGGAGUGGCUCGAAGUAAAGCCGCUGCUCCUCCGCAUCGAGAGGAGCCAAAUGAGGUGGCUUGGACGUCGUAUAAAGAUGUCUCCGGGGCUCCUCCUUGGUGAGGUAUUCCGAGCACGCCCCACGGGGAGGAAGCCACGGGGCCGACCUAGGACACGCCGCGGAAACUGUCUGCCGGCUGGCCUGGGAACGCCUUGGGAUCCCCCAAGAAAAGCUGGCUGAAGUGGCUGGGGAAAGAGAAGUCUUGGCUUCCCUUCUGAAGCUGCUGCCCCCGCGUUCCGACCUGGGAUAAGCCAAAGAAAAUGGAUGGAACUUGAAAACUCUGUAAGUAGAAACGUGUUUUUCAUGUAUAUGCCCCAAUGUGUUCCAAACCCCCAAAAUUCAAACAUACAUCUUAUAAAGUGCAAAAAAAAAAAAAAUGCAUCAUAUCAUGUAACAAAUACAUGUUACAAUUAGAUUAUUGCAAAAUAAACAUACAAUCAGAGCUGUGCAUAAUGUAAAAAGUUAAUCCACUCAUGUAAAGCUGUCUGAAUACAAGGGGCGAAUAAACAGGACGUUGGGAUACACGCUUACACAUACAGUAGAGGUCCCUCUUAGCCAAUUCUGUAUGCAGAGACGUUCGUAAGUAGAGGUACGUACCACCGUACAUAGUGAGUCCUUGAGUGCGAACAAUAUCCGUUCCUACGUAUUCGUGCGAGUAACACCACUCAAUAAGAGGUGAAUGGGCACAGCCUUUGGUUCACAGUGAAUUAGUUCUUCACAUGUGUACAUGAAGCCACUAAUGUGGGUCUAAUCUGAGGGCUUUGAUACCAAGAUGCCUCGCAUACACACACACAUGAAAAAGGUCUUAGUUAUUAUCAAGGCCUCCAAACCUGUUUUCUUUAUGAUAGAGGAGGUGUAGUUGCAUUUUUUUUAAACUAAGCAAGGUCGUUGGUUUGAAGUCAAUUGUAAUUAGUACAUGAAAGCAGACCCGUCACCAUCCCCGAAAGGCUUGUGCCCCUUUACUCAAAGCACAGAAGUGUUAGUCCACGACAUUUUUAGGGGUAAAAAGUCCCAAAAAAAGCAAAUCCUAGCUUUACAACCCACUGUUGAUGCUUGACAAGUUGAAUUUUUGUGUAGAAUGCUCACCAUUGUUUUUGCAGCUGAUCAAGAAACGCAAACCUGCCUGGGAAGUGAAGUUUAAUGUGCUGUGUGACUGUAAGCUCAUUCCAAAUAAAGCAUUAGAGUAGCAAUUAUUAUGCCCCCAUGCGUUUCAUAUGCCCCCCUUAAGACUAACGUCUGGUGACGGGCCUGCAUGAAAGCACACAAUAGCAAAGAAACACAUGUACACACGGCCUUCAUGCUGGGGUUCCCAUGCAAAGUUGCACCUGUUGUCUUUUUAUUUAUUUUUUUUUCAUUAUUAUUAUUGUUUGGGAGGGUCUUUUCUUACCAAAAACACAAGAUUUGAGAUGAAGAAAAUGUUCAUGAGUGGCAUUAUGGAGAAAAAGGUGCUAAAAAAAAAAAAUAGAAACUAUAAUUGAUCUUUCUGUUUUCUUUAGAAAUUAUCAACUGUAUGCUGUGAUACUGAUCUGGGAAACAUUAAAGACAUUCAUAGCCAGAGUGUGCACCUCGUGUCUUUGUUGAAGCUGCUAUUCAAUAAUAUACAGUGCUGGGCAAAAGUAUUGGCACCCCUGCAUUUCUGUCAACUAAUGCUCAAAGGAUUGCAAUUACAAAUUCUUUGGAAGUAAUAUCUUAGUAAGACACAAAAGAAAAUGGGGGAAAAAAUUAAAUCAUGAUCAUUUUUACAAAACUCCAAACAUGGGCCGGAAAAAAGUAUUGGCACCCUUUGAAAAAUCAUGUGAUGCUUCUCUAAUUUGUGAAAUGAACAGCACCUGUUACUUACCUGUGGCACAUAACAGGUGGUGACAAUAAAUCACACCUGCAGCCAGUUAAAAUGGAUUAACGUUCACUCAACCUCUCUCCUGUGUCCUUGUGUGUACCACAUUGAGCAUGGAGAAAAAAGGAGACCAAAGAACUGUCUGAGGACUUGAGAAGCAAAAUUAUGAGGAAGCAUGGGCAAUCUCAAGGCUACAAGUCCAUCUCCAAAGACCUUAAUGUUCCUGUGUCUACCGUGCGCAGUGUCAUUAAUAAGUGUAAAGCCCAUGAUACUAUGGCUAACCUCCCUAGAUGCGUACGGAAAAGAAAAAUUGAUGAGAGAUUUCAACGAAAGAUUGUGCGGAAGGUGGAUAAAAAAAAAAAACCCUCGAUUAACAUCCAAACAAGUUCAAGCUGUCCUGCAGUCCGAGAGUACAAGAGUGUCAACCCGUAGUAUCCGACAGCAUCUGAAUGAAAAGGGACUCUAUCUACUCAACAGUGUCACUCCAAAACACCAAAAUAACAUGUGAAAUAAUAUAAUAAUGUGUUAAUUUCACACAUAAGUCGCUCCGGAGUAUAAGUCGCACCCCAAGUUAAACUAUGGGGGGGGGAAAAAACCCUGCGACUUAUAGUCCGAAAAAUACGGUAAUAAUGGUAGGGUCAAGUUUAUCUUUACAGAUGGGAAGACGCUCGAAAUUACCUCCAGAAAUGAAGUCAUUAUAUCAUCAAAUAAGGUUGCUUAAAAGUUGGUGCUGAUUAUUUGACAAUCCUGAAGUGUUGGUAGUGUUAAGUCCCUACCGU